This is a messenger RNA of Leptopilina boulardi, 1400 nucleotides long. RefSeq lists its product as uncharacterized. The coding region runs from base 53 to 1036 and encodes 327 amino acids. The transcript has 3 exons. Lineage: Eukaryota; Metazoa; Arthropoda; Insecta; Hymenoptera; Figitidae. The record is from RefSeq and is a predicted model, not a curated record.
UGCAAUAGGACGGUCGCAUCUCAUAGGUGAUGGGUCGAGUUGAGUGGGGCCAAUGCUGGCCCGUAUAAAAGGGGGCCUCAAGUCAUCCACUGAGCAUCAGUCCUCAAAUCAAGGAACAGCAGCAACCAUGAGGGCAUUCGUGAUAUUAGCGCUCGCCACUGUGGCGAUGGCGCGACCGGAAGCGCCAGGCGGGUAUUCCUAUAAUCAGCCAAGUGGAAGCUAUGGAGCACCCGGAGGCGGUGGCGGUGGUGGUGGUGGUGGCGGCAGUAGCUUUGGAAGCAUUGGAGGCGGUUUGGGAGGUCUUGGAGGUGGAUUAGGAGGAUUGAGCGGUGGACACGGAGGUGGUUUCAGUGGUGGAAGUGGUCUUGGAGGUGGUAGUGGAUUUGGAGGUGGAAGUGGAUUUGGAGGCGGUAGUUUCAGUGGUGGCAGCAGUGGAGGAUCAUUUGGACACGGUGGUGGUGGUGGUGGAUCCUUUGGCGGUGGUGGCGGUGGAUCAUCAUUUGGAGGUGGCUUUGGAGGUGGUUCCCUCAUUCAAAAGCACAUCUACGUUCAUGUUCCUCCACCAGAGGCACCCGAGGAUCGUCCAAUCAGACCAAUUGCCCCUGUUGCGCCAUCGCAGAAACAUUAUAAAAUCAUUUUCAUCAAGGCACCAACUCCACCAACUCCAACUGCUCCAGUAAUUCCCGCCUUCCAACAAGACGAACAAAAGACACUCAUCUAUGUGCUUGUCAAGAAACCCGAAGAGGCUCCAGAAAUCAAUUUACCCACAAUCACACCAACUCAACCCAGCAAACCCGAAGUUUACUUCAUCAAGUACAAGACCCAGAAGGAAGUGUCUGGUGGUGGAUCCGGAAUUGGAGGUGGAAUUGGAGGAAUUGGAGGAGGAUCAGGAAUUGGUGGUGGAUCUGGAAUUGGCGGUGGAUCUGGUAUUGGUGGUCUUGGUGACGGUGGACAUGGAGGCAGUGGAAUCGGUGGAACAGGACCAAGUGGACCAAGCGGAAGCUAUGGACCACCCGGUGCAUCCGGCCCCUACUAGUCAAUUAUCAUUCCUUGCCCUCUAUCCUUCUCCGUUCACUAUUGUCACAAUCACCCCACAAUCACCACGUACACGUACGCACACACAAGCACACCACGUACAUGUGACGCGAGAAUUUGUAAAAUAAUGACGAUCCGAAAAGAUCUACGUCUUUCUACUUUAAUACGACUGUACUAUAGUAUGAGCGAACGCACGACGAUGCUACUUGAUGAUGAUGAUGAUGAUGAUGAUGAUAAUAAUAAUGUUAAUGAUGAUGAUGCUGAUGUUGACGAUGCGGAGUUUUUUUAUAUAUAUAUUAUAUAUUUUUUGCAAGAAAACGGUGGCGAAAUAAAGCAUUUUUUUAUGUAUUUUUUUACAUAAAAUA